AUGACGGCCCCGCAGGCGGCGGGUGUCAUCCACACGGAUUUCGAAAAGGGCUUCAUCCGGGCUGAGACAAUUGCUUAUGACGACUUUUUGAAGUACAACGGCUACGGCGGCGCCAAGGAGGCCGGCGCCCUGCGCUUGGAAGGCAAGGAGUACAUUGUGAAGGAGGGGGACGUGCUGCUGUUCAGCCGACAGAGUUCUGUUGGCUGGGUGGCCAUGCCUCGAAUUUUUUGA
This is a messenger RNA of Monoraphidium neglectum, 231 nucleotides long. RefSeq lists its product as hypothetical. The transcript is spliced from 4 exons. Gene Ontology annotation, molecular function: ATP hydrolysis activity. The record is from RefSeq and is a predicted model, not a curated record. Gene Ontology annotation, cellular component: cytoplasm. Bases 1 to 231 code for a protein of 76 amino acids. Lineage: Eukaryota; Viridiplantae; Chlorophyta; Chlorophyceae; Sphaeropleales; Selenastraceae.